AAAGAAAAAAAUUUGAAAAGGAAAAGAGAUUGUAGAGUAGCGAAGCGAGGUUGCAAUGGCAAUGCAAUUCUUACGGGACAAGCCACGCAAGUAGUUCAUUGGAACCGCCUGACUUUCUCAAUCUCAACUCUCCAGGAAGACGAAGACCUUCUCUUCCUUCUUUGGCUUGGCUAUGUCGGAACCCAUCAAGUUCGCUGUUCUUUCAAGUCUCUUUGAUUGGAUUCAGCGUAGCAAAUCUUCCGCCAAGAAGCGUUCCAAGUUCCGUAAGUUUCUCGACACUUUCUGCUCUCCUUCUCACUAUUUUUCCGCCAUCCGCUUGAUUCUUCCUAGCCUUGAUCGAGAGCGCGGCACCUAUGGCCUCAAGGAAUCUGUACUUGCCACUUGCCUCAUUGAUGCUCUUGGCAUGUCUAGAGACUCUGACGACGCUCUUCGUCUUAUCAACUGGCGUAAAGGUGGUGCUAAGACUGGUGCUAAUGCCGGUAAUUUCGCGCUUGUUGCGGCUGAGGUAUUGCAGCGCAGGCAAGGAAUGACCCCUGGUGGUCUAACGAUUAAUGAGUUGAAUGAUUUGCUGGAUCGUUUGGCUUCAGAGCAGAGAAAACGGCAGUUUUGUCUACCCUUAUACAGAAGACAAAUGCACAGGAAAUGAAAUGGAU
Messenger RNA from Cucumis melo (muskmelon), 653 nucleotides. RefSeq names its product DNA ligase 4-like. NCBI's taxonomy places the organism in Eukaryota, Viridiplantae, Streptophyta, Magnoliopsida, Cucurbitales, Cucurbitaceae. Gene Ontology annotation, cellular component: DNA ligase IV complex. Gene Ontology annotation, molecular function: DNA ligase (ATP) activity; ATP binding; DNA binding. Gene Ontology annotation, biological process: DNA recombination; double-strand break repair via nonhomologous end joining; nucleotide-excision repair, DNA gap filling. Bases 173 to 646 code for a protein of 157 amino acids. The record is from RefSeq and is a predicted model, not a curated record. The transcript has 3 exons.